ACAUAAUCUGCUGGCCUCCCACCACUCUGAUUCAACUCUACACGCAAUCUGAGUCUAUUUUCCUGGAUGGAUUAACCCAGCAAUAUUUUACCUGAGGCACGCGACAAGGCCAUGGAACGCCACCGCCUAUCUCUACGUUAUAGGCUAAUAAUUGCCGAACUUCGGCAAGGGUAGUCCUCAUGCAGGCCACUGCCGACUCGCUCAUAGCUUGACCUUCUCUUCUGCACGUUGCUUCCGCUGCGAGAAAGUAUGUAUAGGCCCCUGUCUACUUUGUCGUCGUCUCGGUGAUCAUGCACAGCGGGGACGACAGUACGCCAGCAUGGAUGUCGCUGGUGGCCGGCGGAACGGCGGGCGGCAUCGAAGCAACCGUCACAUAUCCCUUUGAAUAUGCCAAGACUCGUGUGCAAUUGAAAGGUGAAUACGCGCCACGAAAUCCAUUCCAGGUCGUGGCAAAGGUGUAUCAAAAGGAGGGUGCGAGGGCGCUAUAUAUGGGAUGCGGGGCACUCGUCGCAGGCACGGUAGCUAAAGAUGCAAUCCGCUUCGUAUCAUUCGAUUCGAUCAAGAAUGCGUUCAAAGAUCCAGAGACCGGCACCUUGUCACCGGCGAGAAAUCUUCUGGCUGGCAUGGCAUCUGGAGUGGUGUCCUCCACGUUGGCCGUCACACCUACAGAGCGCCUUAAAACGGCCCUCAUAGACGAUGCCAGGAACGAAAAGCGCUUUAAGAGCACAUGGCACGCGACCAAGGUCCUGAUCGCAGAAAAGGGUUUUAUAAACGCCUUGUACAGAGGUUAUGUUUCCACGACCGCAAAGCAGAUGGGCACGACCUCCGUGCGGCUAGGAAGUUAUAAUAUCAUGAAGGACUAUGGAAAGAAGCACAACUGGCCGGACAACACACUUGUUGAUUUCGCAAAGGGUGCAGUUGCGGGCACAGUCACGACCUACGCGACGCAGCCGAUCGACGUGGUCAAGACACGAGCCCAGAGCGUGAAGCACGAAGGUAUCUUGGAGUCCACAAUGAGCAUCUGGCAAGAGGCCGGUAUCAAGGGCUUCUGGAGAGGCACGGUGAUGAGACUGGGAAGGACGGUUAUGGCGGGGGGCAUCCUCUUCACGAGUUACGAGCAGGUCAUCAAGAUUUUGAAGCCGUUUUACCGGGAAGUUUCACACGGAGAGUUGUAGACCUUGAGUUCACAGCAUGUCAUUAGACGGCGCACGGUGGGGAGGCUUCAAGUUUGCACGAUAUUAGAGAGCUCUGGCCCGGUGGUUUGUUAUCCUUCGGCGUGUUCCACCUGUGUCGACAAAUUGCUAGAUCACUAGACUGGGGCUGGCAAAGACAGAUUUCUCUUUCCUCAUGGUUGACUAGAAAGCCUUAGAGAAGCAGCCAAACUUGUUAGGUAGCAUUAUCAGUUCGGUUGGAUAAAGACGGCGGAAUGUACCAUAAAGCACACAUUCAACUCUAGUUUUCGAUCCAAACGAUAACCAACAGCGAGAAAAAGAAAACCGAGUUUUCAACAUCUGCACUUCGCAGUCCUUCAA
Verruconis gallopava is the source of this 1532-nucleotide messenger RNA. RefSeq lists its product as uncharacterized. Bases 291 to 1175 code for a protein of 294 amino acids. Lineage: Eukaryota; Fungi; Ascomycota; Dothideomycetes; Venturiales; Sympoventuriaceae. Gene Ontology annotation, biological process: mitochondrial citrate transmembrane transport. The transcript has 2 exons. The record is from RefSeq and is a predicted model, not a curated record.